AUGGAGGAUCUCCAAGCCGAGGAAGAUCGUGUCAACCACAUGGAGAAGGUUCGAGCCAAGCUCGAGCAACAGUUGGAUGACCUUGAGGAUUCGAUGGACCGCGAGAAGCGAGCCCGACAAGACCUCGAAAAAUCCAAGCGAAAGGUUGAGGGAGAGCUCAAGGUUGCCCAAGAGAACAUCGAUGAGAUCACCAAGCAGAAGCACGAUGUUGAGCAGAACCUGAAGAAGAAGGAAGCCGAACUCCAUCAGCUCUCAACCCGUUUGGAAGAGGAACAAUCUCUCGUUGCCAAGUUGCAGAGACAGAUCAAGGAAUUGCAAGCCCGCAUUGCUGAGCUCGAAGAGGAACUCGAGAACGAGCGCCAAAGCCGAGCGAAGGCUGAUCGUUCUCGAUCGGAGUUGCAACGCGAGCUUGAAGAAAUCAGUGAGCGACUUGAGGAGCAAGGUGGUGCCACUGCUGCUCAACUCGAGGCCAACAAGAAGAGGGAAGCUGAGUUGGCUAAACUGCGCCGUGAUCAGGAGGAAUCCAAUCUCAACCACGAAACAGCUUUGGCCUCCCUUCGCAAGAAGCACCACGAUGCUGUGGCUGAGCUCACCGACCAGCUCGAGCAACUGCAGAAGCUCAAGGUGAAGGCCGAUAAGGAGAAGGCUCAAUUGCAACGAGAAUUGGAAGAAGUCUCAGCGUCAGUAGACAGCGAGGUCCGAACCCGUCAAGACAUCGAAAAGCAGCUCAAAGUCGUCGAAGUCCAAUACGCCGAGGCUCAAACGAAGGCCGAUGAGCAAUCACGACAGCUCAACGACUUCGCUGCCCUCAAGAACCGACUCCAUAACGAGAAUGGCGACCUCGGCCGUCAAUUGGAAGACAUGGAGAAUCAGUUGAAUAGCCUUCACCGCCUCAAGGCACAAUUAACCAGCCAGCUUGAGGAGACGAAACGAAGCUACGACGAGGAAGCUCGUGAACGCCAAGCUUUGGCUGCACAAGUCAAGAACUUCGAGCAUGAGAACGACAGCCUUCGUGACCAGCUCGACAGCGAAUCAGAAGCCAAGGCCGAGUUGCUACGACAAAUCAGCAAGCAAAAUGCCGAAAUCCAACAAUGGAAAGCACGAUUUGAGAGCGAAGGUCUCGCCAAGCUCGACGAAAUUGAGGAGGCAAAGCGCAAGCUCCAGGGCAAGGUUCAGGAGCUAACCGAUGCCAACGAAAUGGCGUUCGCCAAGAUUGGAUCUCUCGAAAAGACCCGCCACAAGCUUAUGCAAGAUCUCGAUGACGCUCAGGUCGAUGUUGAGCGCGCCGCCGCCUACGCUGCUGCCCUCGAGAAGAAGCAGAAAGGCUUCGACAAGAUCAUCGAUGAAUGGAGAAAGAAGCACGAUGACCUUGCUGCUGAACUCGAUGCUGCUCAACGAGACAACCGCAACCUCUCCACUGAUCUCUUCCGCGCCAAGACCGCCCAGGACGAGCUUGCCGAGCACCUUGAGAGCGUGCGCCGCGAGAACAAGCAGCUUGCCCAGGAGGUGAAAGAUCUCGCUGACCAACUCGGCGAAGGCGGACGCUCCGUCCAUGAGCUCCAGAAGAUGGUGCGCCGCUUGGAAGUCGAGAAGGAAGAGCUGCAAAAGGCUCUUGACGAGGCUGAGGCAGCACUUGAAGCUGAGGAAGCUAAAGUACUGCGCGCCCAAGUUGAAGUAUCUCAAAUCCGUUCCGAGAUCGAGAAGCGUAUCCAGGAGAAAGAGGAAGAAUUCGAGAACACUCGCAAGAACCAUCAGCGAGCACUCGAAAGCAUGCAAGCCACCCUUGAAGCCGAAACCAAGCAUAAGGAGGAAGCCCUGCGCAUCAAGAAGAAGCUCGAAGCCGAUAUCAACGAGCUUGAGAUCGCUCUUGACCAUGCCAACCGCGCCAACGCUGACGCACAAAAGACCAUCAAGAAGUACAUGGAAACUGUGCGCGAACUGCAACUCCAGGUUGAAGAUGAGCAACGACAGAAGGACGAGAUCAGAGAACAAUUCCUCAGCUCCGAGAAACGCAACGCAAUGCUCCAGGCCGAAAAGGAAGAGCUUUCACAGAUGGCGGAAGCCGCAGAACGUGCACGACGAAACGCCGAAGGAGACUGCAUCGAACUGCGCGAACAGAACAACGACCUUUCAUCGCAACUCAAUGGAAUCACCGCCGUCAAGAGAAAGCUCGAGGGAGAAUUGCAGGCUAUGCAUGCCGAACUCGAUGAAACCCUGGCUGAACUCAAGAACGUUGACGAGAUGGGCAAGAAGGCCGCCGCUGAUGCUGCUCGCCUGGCCGAAGAACUUCGUCAAGAACAAGAACACAGCAUGCACGUCGAACGCAUCCGCAAAGGACUUGAGGUUCAGAUCAAGGAGAUGCAGAUCCGCCUCGAUGAAGCCGAAGCUGCAGCUCUCAAGGGAGGCAAGAAGAUCAUUGCCCAACUCGAACAACGAAUUCGUAGCCUCGAAACAGAACUUGAUGGAGAACAGAGGCGUCACCAGGACACCGACAAGAACUGGCGCAAAUCCGAACGCCGUGUCAAGGAGGUCGAAUUCCAACUGGAGGAGGACAAGAAGAACCAGGAGAGACUCACCGAGCUCAUCGACAAACUUCAGGCCAAGCUCAAGGUGUUCAAGCGACAGGUCGAAGAAGCGGAAGAAGUUGCCGCUACCAAUCUUGGCAAAUACCGUCAGCUCCAAGCUCAACUCGAUGACGCUGAAGAACGUGCCGACAUCGCUGAGAACGCGCUGAGCAAAAUGCGCAACAAGAUCCGUGCGUCGGCCUCUGUGGGACCCGGCCAGGGAGGACUAAUGCAGUCAGCCAGCUCGGCUGUCAUGCGAAGCACCUCGUUCGCCAGAGGAGGAGACUUCUAA
This is a messenger RNA of Cooperia oncophora, 2856 nucleotides long. Lineage: Eukaryota; Metazoa; Nematoda; Chromadorea; Rhabditida; Trichostrongylidae. The record is from the annotation of a GenBank genome assembly.